AGCAUGUCUUUUUCCAGAUAUACUUUUGUUAGAGGACACAACACAGAGUACUGCUUUGCCAAAUAUGUGCCAUUUUCUUUCCUUGCUUGGAAACUGCACAAAGGUCAAUGGUUGGACAUGUGGUGUUCAUUACCCCACACAUCCCCCAUACAUUUUGUCCAUACAUUCCUGUAUGGGUCCAAGGAACAUAGGGAGGGUGGAACAUACAUUGCUCUUAUAUGAUUGGAAGACAGCCAAUGUGCUAUAGGUUUGUCUAGUAUAUAUAUAUGCUGUUAAAGACAAAGACAUUUGGAGAAGCACAGAGACAUCUGGAAAGACCACGAAGAGAGAGAUCGGAAGAAGGCAGAACAUCUAAUAAAGACAUGUACUAUAUUUUGUGAAUAAACAACAAGGAACGCUUCUCCCCCUGACUUGGGUCCUUAUUGUUCUACAAAAGAGCCAUAAGCCAACAGUUGGUGCCGUGACCCGGAUAGGUUGGGUUCUGAGAUCAAAUUCAUCAAACAUCCAUCGUUGAUCAAGAGGAGAAGAUUGCUGACGGUGCACACCCAUUUGGGAGUUGGUUUCCUCAUCCUCUGACAGUGGUUGGUUAUGCAGAUUAUCUACCUGACCCUACGACAACACGAACUGUAUCCUGGUCUUUCCUGACUCUACACAGAUAAAGUGACAUAUGCGAUCAGCAGCAAGACCAUCCUAAUUGACCAACGGACAGGAAGAAGGAUUCUUCACAAUUGUUAUGUGCCAAAUAGAACCAUUGUGAUUGAUAUUUGUGUUGGAUUACAUACUAGUUAGGAAUUAAUUAGCCACUAGGGAAGUAGAUUCUUACACUACUGAGGUAUAUAGAUCACGAUGUUCAUGUUAAUUGUUUCUUUGUGUUUCCUGGUGGUACAGUGUGGUGGUGCUCUAGUCCCAAACAUUGAUGCACAUAGACACGAGGAUGGCCAUCAUGGUAUUAAUACAUUUUUGGCCCUUUCCCUACGAUUUGCCAGGACGAUUAACCAGAGUAGUUGUUGGAUUUGUACCCAUACACCGUUCACUGCUAAAGGAGGUAUUCCCUUAGGAGUCAUUCCAUUCAAUCAGUCUGAGAUGUUAGGGAUCUGGAGAGACCUCAGUUGGUUUACAUUUUCUGUAUGCAAUAAUUGGGGUGUUAAUGACAGCUACUUGCACUCUCGUGGACCAAAUUCUUCUGACCCCUGCUGGAGGGAACCUAAACAAUCUGGAUGCAUUUCCGUCCAGGAUCAUGUAACAUCUUUAGGUGUGCCUGUGAAAUCAUGGCGUCAUAGUUACAUGCCAGCCUUUGAUAGAAACAGCCCUGAUUUCUGGCAUCGUCCGCCACAUAUAGUAGUUACUAAUCCACCUAGGGGAUGGUUGUGUAUACAGCGAGAACAAUCCAAAAGCCUAAUGGACCAAUAUUCGAAUGCUUUUGUGUUUGUAGGUCGAAGUUAUUGCAACCAAACAGCGGAUCUCUCUAUAUGUGAUGGUACUACUAUCCCUGAGUGUUUGAUGUAUGCCAAUAUAACCCUCAAGAAUGGCACUGAAUCUGUAUUUUAUGCUAACACCUUAGGCAACUUAAUAACUACGGGUAUGAUUGCUCCUAAUGGAACUCAUUUCAUUUGUGGCCCCAAUGCCUAUCCAUGGCUCCCACCUUUAUGGCGAGGAUCAUGUUAUUUGGGUUAUGUAAUUCCACAUGUGAGACUGAGUACAGAUUCUCCCUUUAAAACACGACAUUCACGAGCUAUUACAGAAACUGAAAGGUUUUUUGCUAUUGCAUUCCCUCCCUAUGGCACAGCCAUGUUGGCGAGAGAAGUUAUUAGUAUGGCUAGCUCUUUGGAGGCUUUAGCUAACAUGACCUCUGAAAGUCUGAAAUUGCAGUCAGCUGAAAUGGUUGCCCUUCGUACUGUUGCAAUGCAAAAUAGACUUGCUCUUGAUUACAUAUUGUCAGCUCAGGGGGGAACCUGUGCAGUUAUCGGGACUGAGUGUUGUACCUACAUACCUGAUAACUCUGAAGAACUGACUGAUUUGGCUGGUAAGAUCCGUGAGGAAGGUGCUAAAUACAAUAAUUACAAUCCUGAUGAUUUAGGUUUUUCUACAUGGUUGUCAUCUACUUUUGGUAAAUUGGGGGGUUCUCUGCUGACCAUGAUUAUGCCAGUGGUGGUUGUAGUGUUGGUCUUUUUUAUCUUGAUAACACUUGCCAAGUGUGCUGUCGACAGGUGUCUGUCACUCAAAGUAAGGCGCAUGCUCCCACGGGACCUACACGAGUACAGGCCGUGUCCGUAUCAGCUCCAGUGUGCCCAAGGUGACUGUGAUACCUGUGCUGACCAACGACGUUCUCCCUCACAGGAUUGUGUUGUAAAGGACAAGAGUACCAUCACACCCACCGUCUAUCUCUGAUUUUAAUAUGCAUAUAUAGGUAACCACAAGUGUACCUCUUACGUCAUUAGGAUGUGAGAUGAAUUAGCUCGCUUUACUAUUUGUAUUAUUAGUAACUGUUUUCUUAUUUUUACAUGGGUAGUGUUCUUAUUCUUUACAGACUUGUUGUUAUGACAUGUAAAUGUAGUGCUUUAAUGUCAUAGGGGGGAAUUGUGAGAAAGCAUGUCUUUUUCCAGAUAUACUUUUGUUAGAGGACACAACACAGAGUACUGCUUUGCCAAAUAUGUGCCAUUUUCUUUCCUUGCUUGGAAACUGCACAAAGGUCAAUGGUUGGACAUGUGGUGUUCAUUACCCCACACAUCCCCCAUACAUUUUGUCCAUACAUUCCUGUAUGGGUCCAAGGAACAUAGGGAGGGUGGAACAUACAUUGCUCUUAUAUGAUUGGAAGACAGCCAAUGUGCUAUAGGUUUGUCUAGUAUAUAUAUAUGCUGUUAAAGACAAAGACAUUUGGAGAAGCACAGAGACAUCUGGAAAGACCACGAAGAGAGAGAUCGGAAGAAGGCAGAACAUCUAAUAAAGACAUGUACUAUAUUUUGUGAAUAAACAACAAGGAACGCUUC
Molecule: messenger RNA, 2987 nt
Organism: Esox lucius (northern pike)
Lineage: Eukaryota; Metazoa; Chordata; Actinopteri; Esociformes; Esocidae
Product: syncytin-1-like
Exons: 2
Coding region: 847-2388 (513 amino acids)
Source: RefSeq, a predicted model, not a curated record